UCCACUUUCCAACUUGAGCUUCAGCUAGCUUUGUUAUAUUCUUUCUUUUCAACCGAUUCCAUUUUAAAAAUUCCAUAAUUUUGUUCCUUGUAAAUUCUUCCAUGUAGCAACUAAAACAUGGGAACAAAACAUUGGUUUUUAUCCUAUGUUGUUGUUGGUCUUUUCAUCUCCACCCUAUUGAUCAUGUCCAAACCGUGUUUAUGUGAUAUUCAAUAUAUUGGCACAAUCUCACCUGGGAUGGAAGCUUCUCCAAUGAGUUUUAUUGACGAAAAGUCGAAGUUCCUCGUCUCAAAGGAUAGAAAUUUUGUUUUUGGUUUUGUCACCACCGUAAACGACAACACCAAGUUUCUAUUAGCAAUCGUCCACAUGGCUAGCUCCAUCGUGCUUUGGACUGCUAAUAGAGCAUUACCAGUUUCCAAUGUUGAUAAUUUUGUGUUUGAUAAAAAAGGAAAUGCCUAUUUACAGAGGAAUGGAACUGUGAUCUGGUCUACAAACACAAUUAGCAAAACAAUGGAAUUGCAAGACACUGGAAAUUUGGUUUUGCUUGGUAACGACGACAAUAAUACGGUAAUUUGGCAAAGUUUUAGUUAUCCAACUGAUACUUUAAUGCCUUCACAAGAUUUCAAAGAGGGAAUGAAACUUACCAGUGAACCUAGUUCAAAUAACUUGACCUAUGUUCUUGAGAUCAAAUCUGGUGAUGUUGUUCUUUCAGCUGGUUUCAAAACUCCACAGACUUAUUGGACUAUGCAGAAUGAUAACCGUAAAACGAUUAACAAGAAUGGUGAUGUUGUGGCUUUUGCAAAUCUCAGUGAUAAUUCUUGGAGGUUCUAUGAUAACAAUAAGUCUUUGUUAUGGCAAUUCAUUGUCUCUGAUAUACAUGCAAGUUGGAUUGCAGUUUUAGGAAAAGACGGUGUCAUUACUUUCUCGAAUCUCAACGGUACUGGAUCAAACAGUGAUGCUUCACUAAGAAUACCAAGAGAUCCUUGUGGUACACCAGAACCUUGUGAUCCCUACGGAAUAUGCUCAAACAACCGUAUGUGUAGCUGUCCUCUUGUUCUUCUUCCUAGUUGUAAACCAGGUUUUGCCUCUCCUUGCGAUGAUGAAUCAAAAAGAUCUGUUGAAUUUCUGAAAGUUGAUGAUGGACUUGGUUACUUUGCGCUUGAUUUUCUUCAUCCCUAUUCGAAUACUGAUUUAUCCAGUUGUCAAACAUCAUGUCUUGGAAAUUGCUCUUGUCUUGCAAUGUUCUUUCAUAGAAGUUCAGGGAACUGUUUCUUGUUGGACAGUGUUGGAAGUUUUCAGAAAUCUGAUGAUGCUGAUUCUUCUGGUUAUGUUUCUUACAUUAAGGUUGCUCGUGAUGGAGGUCAAAGAAGCAAUAAGCACAUCAUAGUUGUUGUGAUUGUUGUCAUAAUAACUUUUCUUAUUCUGCUCUUUAUGGGGGUUCUAUACUACAAGAAAAAGAAAAGGUUACCUCGAGAGAAUUCAGAAGAAGAAAAUUUCUUGGAGAAUUUAACCGGCAUGCCAAUCCGUUUCCGCUAUAAAGAUCUUGAAGUUGCAACUAAUAACUUCUCUGUGAAACUUGGUCAAGGAGGUUUUGGAUCAGUUUAUAAAGGACUUCUACCUGAUGGGACUGAAUUAGCUGUGAAGAAGCUGGAAGGUAUUGGUCAAGGGAAGAAAGAGUUCAGAGCUGAAGUUAGUAUCAUCGGAAGCAUUCAUCACCAUAAUUUGGUAAGGCUUAAAGGAUUUUGUGCAGAUGGAAAUCAUAGGCUUCUAGUUUACGAGUACAUGGCUAAUAACUCAUUGGAUAAAUGGAUAUUCAAGAACAAAAAAAGUGAAUUUCUUUUGGAUUGGGAUACAAGGUUUAGUAUAGCAUUAGGAACAGCAAAAGGACUUGCUUAUCUGCAUCAAGAGUGUGAUUCAAAGAUUGUUCAUUGUGACAUCAAACCUGAAAAUGUACUUCUAGAUGAUCAUUUCAUUGCCAAAGUUUCAGACUUUGGUUUAGCCAAGCUUAUGAAUAGAGAAGAAAGCCAUGUUUUUACUACAUUAAGAGGAACUCGUGGCUACCUUGCACCCGAGUGGAUAACAAACUAUGCUAUAUCAGAGAAAAGCGAUGUAUACAGCUAUGGGAUGGUGUUGCUAGAGAUAAUUGCGGGAAGGAAGAAUUAUGAUCCUAAUGAGACUUCGGAGAAAUUCAAUUUCCCUCGUUUUGCUUUUAAGAUGAUGGAAGAAGGUAAAAUGAGAGAUAUCAUUGAUUCAGAGAUGAAAAUAGAUGAUGAGAAUGAUGAUAGGGUUCAUUGUGCUAUAAAUGUUGCAUUGUGGUGUAUACAGGAAGACAUGUCUAUGAGACCUUCCAUGACAAAAGUUGUUCAAAUGUUAGAGGGUCUUUGCACUGUUCCUAAACCACCAAAAUCCUCUAAUGAAGGAAAAACCUCCUCUUCUUCUGAUGCUUAUCUAUCAGCGGUUAGUCUUUCAGGACCAAGAUAGCAAUAAUAGCUCUAUGUAUUUUUUUUCUUUCUUUUUUACUUAAAUCACUUUCGGUCUGUAUUUAUGGAAUCACGGUUUUAAUCCCCUAUUUUUAAAUAUGAAAUAUAGUCCCUUAGUUUUUAAA
Molecule: messenger RNA, 2605 nt
Organism: Medicago truncatula (barrel medic)
Lineage: Eukaryota; Viridiplantae; Streptophyta; Magnoliopsida; Fabales; Fabaceae
Product: G-type lectin S-receptor-like serine/threonine-protein kinase SD2-5
Exons: 1
Coding region: 118-2481 (787 amino acids)
Biological process (GO): protein phosphorylation
Molecular function (GO): ATP binding; protein serine/threonine kinase activity
Source: RefSeq, a predicted model, not a curated record